Molecule: messenger RNA, 1084 nt
Organism: Galleria mellonella (greater wax moth)
Lineage: Eukaryota; Metazoa; Arthropoda; Insecta; Lepidoptera; Pyralidae
Gene: PGAP2
Product: post-GPI attachment to proteins factor 2
Exons: 3
Coding region: 147-908 (253 amino acids)
Biological process (GO): GPI anchor biosynthetic process
Cellular component (GO): Golgi membrane; endoplasmic reticulum membrane
Source: RefSeq, a predicted model, not a curated record
AAAAACAUUAAACAAGAAAAUGUUCUUUAAUCAUUUCCUAUUUACUAAUUAUUCAUUAAGUUUCCAUUCGAAAAAUCUUUAUGAAUUCAAAAUCUUCCUGAUUGUACAGAAAAACUUUCGACUGCCGUAAAUAGUGUACGAAUUUAAUGUAUCUUCCCCUGCAUAAUGUUUCAGGAAAAAAACGUUAUUUUAUACGAAUUCGAGUUUCCAAACUGGGAUUCUUUACAGUAUCACUGCCAUUAGUUGCUUUUGUAACUUGUGUACUGAUGACUAUGUACAAAGAUUUUGAAAAAGCAAAUAAUACACAUUGUAAAGUCCCAAAUAUAUUCCCGUCAAUAUCAGCAUCCAUUGGAAACUAUGAACCGCAAAAUAUAAUUUGGAAAACUGCAAUAUACAUUCAUGCACCAAUAAGGUUUUUUAUAAUAUAUUUACGAUGGAACUAUUAUAAAAGUGUUGUUAGGGAAAAUUGCAUUUUUGUAGUAAAGUUAGCCAUAUUAUUAAAUGUAAUAGAGAAUUUUGCAUUAUUAGGACUGACACAUUGGACAUCAUCUGCUAACUAUCCAUAUCAUGAAGUAUCAUUCAAAACAUUUAUUGGUACAUCAAUAUUUUAUAUGUUAUUGAUAUGUAUAAUCCUUACAAGGUAUAGAAGGAGGCCUAAUAUUACAAGUUUAGAAAUGCAAUCAGUCAAAUUAAAAUGGAGAGCCUUCUUUGUAAAUAUAAGUUCAUUUACUCUUGCUGCUUACUUCUUUCUGAGGCAUAACCGACUGUGUGAAGCAUAUGUUUACUCUAUGUUUGGAUUUUCUGAAUACAUUGUUGUUAUUAGCAAUAUUGCAUUUCAUUUAACAACAGUAUAUGAUUUACAAGUACAGUUUGUAUAUUUAUCUAGUAGAGGUAUUAUUACUGAAUAACUAGUUGAUACUUAGAAAAGUAUUUCAACAAAAAUUUGAUAUUGGAAUAUAUCUAUAUUUUACUAAUAUAGAUGUAAAUCAUAUGUAAAUCAAAUUUUAUGAUAUAUAUUAAUGUACCUCAUCAUUUAAUGUAAGUAUUAUGUUGAAGUUAAAAAAGAGAUCAAAGUAAUAAAAGA